AAUAGCCAUUUGUGCAGUAUUUACCGGUCUCACUAUGUACUCUGUUUAUCACCAAUGUGAUCCCCUGACUCGGAAAAGAGUCAGAGCGUCAGACCAGUUGCUCCCAUACCUGGUGAUGGAUAUUAUGAGGGAUUAUCCUGGUGUUCCAGGACUCUUUGUGGCAGCUGCAUACAGUGGGACUUUGAGUACGGUUUCGUCUAGCAUCAAUGCAUUGGCUGCUGUCACAGUGGAGGACAUCAUCAAACCGUUCAUCAGUUUAUCGGAGCAGAAACUUUCUUGGGUCACAAAGGGACUCAGCUUCUUAUUUGGAAUCAUCUGCAUUGCAAUGGCUGCAUUGUCCUCUGUGAUGGGUGGCGUAUUGCAGGUAGGAUUUACCUGUGUUUAUAGAAAUAAUGAGACGUCCCGUCACAUUUACUGA
This is a messenger RNA of Rhincodon typus (whale shark), 418 nucleotides long. RefSeq names its product sodium-coupled monocarboxylate transporter 1-like. Gene Ontology annotation, biological process: propanoate transmembrane transport; sodium ion transport. The record is from RefSeq and is a predicted model, not a curated record. The transcript has 4 exons. Gene Ontology annotation, molecular function: organic acid:sodium symporter activity. Gene Ontology annotation, cellular component: membrane. The coding region runs from base 35 to 418 and encodes 127 amino acids. Lineage: Eukaryota; Metazoa; Chordata; Chondrichthyes; Orectolobiformes; Rhincodontidae.